UAUGGAUCCGUCAGUUCAUCUCAUUGCUUCUCGCGUUAUUUAGAAAUUGUGUGCAAUGGCGGCGGUGUGGGAGUUUGUUCGUGCCAAAUUUUGGAGCAAGUGGUUUUGGCUACCCGAAGCUUACACUUGGGAUGAUUUUAAAAAUGUAGACAAUGGAAUAUAUCACCCGCAAGUCUCGGACUUAUUGGUUCCCAUUCCGUUAGCAAUAUUGCUGUGUGUGAUAAGAAUUAUAUUUGAAAGGUAUGUGGCUCGUCCAUUUGGAAGAUACUGUGGUCUGAAAGAUUCAGUUCCCAAGUGCAGACCAUGUCCAGUUUUGGAAGAAAUUUAUAAGAAAAGGAAAUUUCCCAAUUAUUCUGAAAUAGAGGGAGUGUCGAAGCAAACCGAUCUCAGCGUACGACAGAUUGAGCGAUGGUUUCGUCUGCGCCGCAUUCAAAACAGACCACCUGUGUUAUCAAAGUUUGGAGAAGCAAGUUGGAGAUUUUUCUUCUACAUUGUAGCAUUCUGGUAUGGUGUCUUCAUAUUGUACAAUAAACCGUGGGUAUGGGAUUCGAAGCAAUGGUGGGUCGGCUACCCCCAUCAUCACGUAUCAAAUGACAUCUACUAUUACUAUGCAUUCGAGUCGGCAUUCUACAUAUCACUGAUCAUGUCUCAGUUUAGAGACGUUAAGAGAAAAGACUUUGCCGAGAUGAUGGUCCACCACUUUGCGACACUCAGCCUGAUGUUUCUGUCGUGGUGUCAGAACAUGGUGCGCGUCGGCUGCAUGGUACUCGUGGUUCAUGAUGCCGUCGACUACUGGCUCGAGGCAGCAAAGAUGGCCAAAUAUGUCAAACGGCAAAAGAUCUGUGACACAAUGUUCACAAUAUUUUUCUUGGUGUGGAUAGUAACAAGAAUGAUGUUUUUCCCAUUUAAGAUAAUUCGCUCCACGCUGUUCGAGGCCCACACGAUUGUUGGCAUCUGUAACGUGUACUUCGUGUACAACAUCUUGCUCAUCACACUGCAGGUUCUGCACAUCUUCUGGUUCAUCAUCAUCGUCAAGAUGGCCUACGCAGCUCUCAAGAAGGGGGAGCUGGGGAAUGACAACCGAAGUGCGAGUGAGGAGGAAAUAUCUGAAGAGAGUGAGGGGGAAAGACUGCCAGACAGCAAUGACCAGCCAAAGAUGGCAAACAGUCGGAACGGAGUUAUCUCCUCCAGGGCACUUGGCCGCCGCAUCAAGACUUCCUAGACAACAGGGGUGAAGGAUGGGUGCUAUAAGGUGGUGGUUGGGUGGAACAGGAGGGUGGGUGUGCUGGAAGGUGAGUGUGUGGAGAAGUCUUCACCUGGAUGGGUUGUCUCCCAUGCUGUCUUGAUGAAAAAUAAACCAACCAAUUUAUAAGAUCCACUUGAAUUGUGGAACAUUCCAAAAUAGAAAAUAUGUGCUAUUUUUAGGUCCAAUUUCCACAUGAGUGGUUGUUGAAGAACCUUUUUAAGAAGAUACUGUUAUAAACCUAUCCAAUGUGAAUUUCUAAUUCUUCACUGAUGGGUGGAAAUUAAGAACUAUUUUCAUGGUCUGGAGAACUAGUUAUCUAGAAAAGUUACUUGUCCCCAUGAAAAGUCGCUAGUUACCUGCCCUCUCACACACAUUAUUGAUUGAAAACAUUGAUUGAUUGACCGAUAUGCAAUAUUUGUAGAGAAAAAUAUAUCCCCUCCUCCCCCCCCCCCCCCCCCCCCCCCCCCCCCCCCAAAAAACAACAACAACAACAACAACACCCCAACACAAAACAAACCCAACUAAUAUAACUGUUAUAAUUGCAUUUAAACAUAUCUAACUGGCCUGUGGGAAUAGCAAUAUUUAAAUUGAUUUUUGUUUCUACCUCUGCAACAUUGCGUUGAGAUAGAUAUUUUAGGUUUUAGACGGACUGGUGGGUAGCAUUUGUAACUUAAAGAUUUUAAAUUGUGAUUAGCAAAAUAUUUUACCAGCAUUGAAUUUAAUUAGCAAACUUUAGAAUGUAUUAGCCAGUCCACUGUUUACUAGUUUAUCUCUGAUUUUAUACACUUGACGACAAAUGUAGGUUGUUUCCCCGUUUGUUUGAAAAUACAGGUGUUUCGGUGAAUAAUUUUAUUAUUAUUUAUAACUUUGGAAAUCUACCUUAACACAUACCAGCAACAAAAGAAUUUAGUUCAGUGUUAUAUUAUAGAUUUGAGUUGUUCAUAUUUUUAUUUAUAACCGGUUAUGGAAUUUGAACAUAAUCAUAGCAUAUUUUAUAUUAUUUCAUUGUCUUUCCUCUGUGAAAUGAACAUAUUGAAAAACCCUUUGUGUAAACAAAUAAAUGAGCAUAGGAAUUCUACAUCAAAUUGUUAAAUACUACUGUAACUAUAGAAACUUAUGUACAUAGGUACUACUUUUUUCAAAAGUAAGAAAAAUAAGAAUGUUCAGAAUCAAACACAACUGAAUAGUUUUGGCUUUUUUAUAUUCUAUAUCUGUUUAAUGAAAUGCAUCUUCACCUCACAAAAAUCAACCAAAACGCCAUCCUUAAUAUACAAAGACAGAGAUGAAUAUUUUCUGUAAUUAGGAUUGUGAUGUUACAUCCCUAGAUCCAUCACAAAAUUGCUCACUUGACCUUUAGGUCAACGUAUAGUGUAGGUAAAACAACACAAAUAAUUGUUUUGCCCAUAAUGUUUGAUGUUUUGCAGGAUAAAAAUAAUAACUAGUUAAUGACUUAGGAUAUCAGCUUUAUCCUGUUAAGGCUGAAUGGAAAAUUUUCCCAUUCUUGCCAUCAAAGGAUAAUGCUAAUAUCCUACUUAGGUAACUGGUUAUUCUCUUUUUCCACAUCCAUUAAGUUUCCAAUCUGGGGCCUAAUUCACAAAGGUCUCUUAGGCUCUGCUAGACAACAAAGCAUCCUCUUUGUAAGUCUUUUAGCAUUACACUGCGAGAUCGCAAUGUUGCAAGAGUUUUGUGAAUUAGGCCCCCUGGACUUUAAAAACUUGUACAAACCCUUCCCUUCCCAAACAGAAGGAGGAGAGAAAAACCCAAAUGAAAGGACAAAUAAUUUGACAAAGAAGCUAAGCUGUGCCAGGUUUUUUCAGCCUUGCAAUCAAUGUCUGCACUCAAUCCUUGAUGCUAACAUUAUACAAUGUGAUUGUCACAUGAUACUCAGUAGAAUGUUACCAGUCUGAAUUCACUGUAUGCUCUCAUAGCCAAAAACGAUUGCCAGAAUAAUCGGAUAAUGGAUUACACUGUUGGGACAGUAGAUAUAGUCCAACGGGCAGAUGGUACACACCAGGAGGCACACUUCCCUUCUAAUCUGCUUUAAGGAAAACAAUAGCUUAGUGGUGCUAAAGACCAUACGUUAAAACCAGUAAGACCCAUUGCAUUUUUAAUUGGAAUGUUUUGAAUGAUUUGUUUCUGAAUUUUGUGGAGAUUUAAAAAUUAUGCAUGUGCUGAAUUUAAAUGUAUAUUAAAAAGACCAGUGAAACAUUAAACUUAAAAGUGACUGUUUAGCCGAGAAAGUCCUGAGAAAAGUAGUGAGAGAGCAAACCCACUGUCACCAUAUGCCUGGACUACUCUUUUAAUUUUAUUUUGAUUAGUGGCAAGGAAUCUUUUAUAUGCACCACAAUGAUACAAAUAAAUCUACUUGUCCAUCAAUACUUUCAUUUGUCCAAAUAAGUUGUUAGUUUUAUUCAAAUGCAAGGACAUUAGUUUUGAUUCUUCAAAAUGAAACUGCAUUGAAAUUUUUCACUUGUCUACUGGACAAUCACUGAGGUACAUUUUCGCUUGUCCGAGCAGAUUUUCACCUGUUAAGACAAACGGACAAGUGCUUACUUCGUACACUGCACCAUCCCACAAACAGGGUAGUACAUACCAAUCUUUGUUACACCAUUUGGCUGGAACAAGAAAUGGACCAACAGGCUGACCGAUCUUAAAUCGGGUUGCACAUCUGGCUUUACCACUGGCCUACUCUAAUUACGAGAAAAAGAGUAAAUGGUAAAUAAUUAUUGUGUCUACCAAAAAAAAAGCAUAAUACACAAUAACAGUUCUGUACAAUCAUUCUAAAUUAUUUAGAUUUUUAAUUCCUAAUUGUCUUCACUGACAAAACAUUAUGAAUGGAUCCAUAUUUGCAAGAGAGAUCACUCAUUACAAACCACUCAUUUUAGAUUUAUCAGUGGCUUUGUUUUACUAAUUAAUAUUUAAUUUCUAAUUUCAAACAAUUUCUAAAAUUGAUAUAAUCGGGUUAGAUAUCAAAAAUUAUGUUUUUAAAUGAAACAAAACAAAACAAAAUUAUGUUACACAGUGAAAAAGAGGUUUUCCUUUUUGUGACAGUGGGCAAUGCAUUUAGGUCCAUAAUAAACUUUUAUUUCUAUUUAUGAAAAAUCACAAGUGCUAGAACGAAACUGCAUGUGCACAUGCACCAGGAAUAAAUCAGUAAUCACUUAAACAGGGUGUGUAUUUUACAUCACUGGUUUUUAAGAAUGUAUUUGAUUAUUUCACUAUCCUGUUUAUAUAUAUUUAAAAAAAAAAAAAAUCUCCAACCCUUUUUUCUUAGCCAUAAAUAAUGUAAUAAAAUAUUUGUUAUAAUUAGCCAUACAAUAAAAAAUUUUUUAAAUUAUUAAGCAUACCAUAUCUUUUUUAAAUCAUUAUUAUUAACCAUACAGUAAUAUUUCUUUGGCCAUCAUACUUGUCUGUGAUAUUUUGUUUCACGUUUUUUUUUUUAAUUUGCUUUAUGUACAUGAUUGGCCUGUUUAUAAUUCACUUAGCGUAUGUACUUGUAUUAUGCAUCUCUCAAAUAACUCCUGUAUACACUCAGUUUAAUUCCAUUGGUUGUUUUUGUUAUUUUUGCUAAUGCUGUUUAUUGUGUUAGUAAAUGUUACGUUAGUUGAUUUUUUUUAUUGUGUAAUAUUUAUUUUUGCCAGAUUGUUUUGCUACAUUCGCUUUGUUCAUCUGUUGUAUGAAAUGACAGGAGAACCAAAUUGAUUCAUAUCACCCCAUGUAAUCUUAGGUAACGAAUUGUGAUUAAAAAAAAAAAAACCCCUGAAUAACCUGACUAUCAUCUCAACUUGUUUUUCGUCCCCUACAGGUCCAACCAGAGGGAACUAUAGGUUUCGUCUCUGUCCUUCUGUCGGUCUGUCUGUCUGUCAUAUGGUUUUCCGACAUCUUUUUCAGAAUGCCUCACAAUAUUGAGCUGCAAUUUUGUGUAUAGCAUUAUUAUGUACCGUUACAGAUAAUUUUUGACAGAGUUAUGGCCCUUGAACACAGGAGAUAUGAAAAUUAGCUUUACAGACUUUUUUUUCUUCUUCGAUACUGAGCUGAAAUUUUAUGUCUAGCUUUACCAUGUACUGCUAUAGACUAAGUUUGAUGUUCAUGGCGAUUUACCCAUUUUUCAUAGAAUUAUGGCCGUUGAACGGAGAUACGGAAAUUUGUUCGGCUCAGUGGGGGACAUAUAUUGCUUUGGCUGUACUCUCAGAAUGCUUGUUUCAAACAUAAUUUUAUUAUGAGUUACAGGUUAUUAAGUUCAUGUCCUGAGUGAAAUGAGUUUUAGUGAAUGACAAUUGAAAAUUAUUUCACAAAGGAAAUAAACUUGAUACAGAGCUAAUUAUUCUAUUUGUUAAAAAAGUUUUGUUUUCUUCUUCAUUAAUGUUGAUUUUUGAUAGACAUGUAUACAUACAAAAUUACAGUAUGUAAACCACUCUAUAUACAGUGAAACCCCUCAAAACCAGAUACUCUGUAUACCGGAAUUCCUCAAAACCAGACCCUCUGUAAACUGGAAUUCCCUCAAAACCGUUUUUCACUGUGCCUUUUUAAAUAUCAGUAUAUAACAGAACCUCCCUAAACCUGAUGCCCCAAUACACCAGACUGUUUACUUGGUCCUUUGGGUGUCCGGUUUAGAUGAGUAUCACUGUACUUUUGUUAAUGUUGCUUUGAUUUUUUGUUUUAAUCACGUUCACACAUUGUUCUUUAAAACACAAGUUCUGUUUAUUUAGUUCAAUUCUGGUAACCAAGAAAUUAUUUUAAUGUCAUGUUUUGUUACAAAUGUACACAGAAAUAGAUACAUGCAAACCUAUGUGACAUGAUUAUAAACAUUUGAAAACUUACGAUGUCGUCAUAUUUAGUACAGAUUAGGUCAUUGGUUUGUAUGUGCUCAAAUCGCCCAGUAACUUAGUACAUUGCACCAAUGAGUGAUUCUUUCUCAGUGAGAAAACAUUAAAACUAUUUCUGCAUUGUGAGUAA
Molecule: messenger RNA, 6202 nt
Organism: Gigantopelta aegis
Lineage: Eukaryota; Metazoa; Mollusca; Gastropoda; Neomphalida; Peltospiridae
Product: ceramide synthase 5-like
Exons: 10
Coding region: 56-1222 (388 amino acids)
Biological process (GO): ceramide biosynthetic process
Cellular component (GO): membrane
Molecular function (GO): DNA binding; sphingosine N-acyltransferase activity
Source: RefSeq, a predicted model, not a curated record